Molecule: messenger RNA, 3592 nt
Organism: Cygnus olor (mute swan)
Lineage: Eukaryota; Metazoa; Chordata; Aves; Anseriformes; Anatidae
Gene: FGGY
Product: FGGY carbohydrate kinase domain containing
Exons: 11
Coding region: 2662-3447 (261 amino acids)
Biological process (GO): carbohydrate metabolic process
Molecular function (GO): kinase activity; phosphotransferase activity, alcohol group as acceptor
Source: RefSeq, a predicted model, not a curated record
CCUGCUGCGCUCUGCUUUUGUUGUUUGAAAAAGGUCUAUGUACGAAAAAAAACUACUUCUGUUAAAUAUUAGUAAGACUGUAGAGUGAAUUUUGAUCACUGAAGUUGACUGAAGAUGUAUUGUCUGCCUGGUGUGUUACGUCUGGUAAAUAGCUAGUUGCUGUGGAAACUGCCUGAAAAAGUAGAGGGUCACUGGUACCACAUAAAUUCUUUAAACAAAACCUGAUCAUAGCAAAUUCGAACAUUAGUCUUCGAAAAAGGAUAAAAGAGGAGGAAGAGAUUCAGACAGCUUUUUCCUUUUGUAAACUUGCUGCUUUAUAGGGGAAAAAUAGCUAGAAAUAGUACGUCUCACAGAAAAUGAAAAGGUUGUGGAGGCACUGCGUUAGUGAAACAUCUGUACGAAUGUGAAAGAGAAAGUUCUCCAGCUUCAGCCAUUAUGGGUUUGUUUGGGUAGGUCUAAUUUUGGAAAUCAUUAUAGCAAAGGUAAAUGACUUGCACAGGAGACUACUGUAAACAAAAGACUCGAUGCAUUUACUUUGGCAGGAGUCUUGAGGAGACUCGUUCCUUUCACUGCCUCUUUUACACAGCCUCCUGUAAGGCUGUCACUGACGGCCUCUGUGUGCAGGCGGUUCUCAUUUCCCUUCCUCCCUCUCUGACAGCUUCUUUCCCUGACAGGUAGGAUUUAAGGGUGGCAGCACCUGCUGCCAAAGUCCUGCUGGGUAGCUGUGUAAUGCCUUUGUUUUUGUAGUAGCUGUCCCUUGACUUCUCAAGCCACUGCCUUUUGCUCCAGUAAGAAUCUCCUCAUUCUCUCCUAGCCUGGUCCUGAAGUACCAUCUGUUACAAAUCCUUUGCUUUUUAGUUGUGGCUCCUCUUCGGUUGCUUUCUGUGUUUUGGUUUGUUUGUUUUGUUUUUAUCAUUUCAUAGCUUUAUACUUACAGAUUGUAGGCACACUGAUGCUUAGCUGAGUUUUCUUGUUUUUCGGUGAGGAGUAAACCAUGGGAGUGAUAAUUCCCCUUCUAGGUCUUGGCCCAUUCCACACCUACUUACUCACUCUCGUGUGGGUGGGGAAGCAGCUCUUGUGAUGACAGGAGUGGCCAUGCAGAGCCUGCAUUUUCUCUUUUACAAAGCUCCUUAAGAACACAGGCAUGUAGCAGAGCUUUCAGGGAUUUCUAAAGCUGGGAGGAUGAAGUAGAGGGGCAGAGUCAGUAUUCUGUCUGCUGUACUCGCUUGCUGGCACCUCCCUGCUGCACUCCCUGACCUGGGUGACUUAGGAGACUCCUCCUCAUACUCCUUGUAAUGGGUGACUUCUACGUGCCAUCACUUCCCAGGUGGUCAGGAAGUGUUGCUUUCAGUCGAGAAAUUGCUCAGCUCUACGUAAAACAGGCUGGCCAAACUCUACCUUUAAUUUAUUUAUUAAAAUACAAGAUUAUUACGCUGUAUCUUCAACUCACAGGAACCCAUCCCUGGACACGUCCUCACCCACUUGAUGCCCAUGGGGGAUAGCAGUGCUGCUGGUCACUUUGAUCUAUUGCUGGUGCCAAAGGAAUCGAUAGGGUCAUUUGCUGCUGCUGCCCUUAGAAGCAGCAGAUUCUCUUUAUCUCUGGAAUUGCUCCCUUAGUGCUCAUUAACUAGGAAUACAAUAAUUGAGAACCUGGUAGGAAAAGAUUUUGUUUUAGUUGCUCUGAUCUCUAAAAUGGAGCUUAACCACAUAGUAAUAACACAUUAAAAUAUUUGACCAGUAUGACUGAUGCAAACAAGCUGCCAGUGGAAUGGAGUGCCUGGAAAGAGGUUUUAUAUCAGAUUGCUUUCAUCUCAUGCUGUAUAUACAAGGUAUCUGUCUGCUUUCAGGUCAUGUAACUGGUUCUGAAGAAAAAGAUGUGGUUUUAGCUGCAUGAACUCUUUUGAACUUCCUUCCACCUGCAGGGUCUUUGAAUGUCAGGUGAAGCACACAACUUGGAUUAUUUUCUGAUGUCUUAAGAAACCAAAAGACAACACACAACUUUUCUUAAAGAGAAACAUCCUGCUCUCAAAACCUAUUGGGGGGAGAAAUCACAAAAGAUACACCUCUUGUAACAGCUAGCACAAUUGUUUGCAUUUAUACUAAGAAUUAAUAAAAUGUAGACUUCUUUUUGGUGAGAUGUUAGGAUAUUAUCUCUUCCUCCUGUAUAAGUUAGCGGAGAGCUGGAAGUGAUGACUUUGGGUUACUGUGCGUGAUAAUUGAAUAUAAACCCAAAGCCAAGUCAAAGUUUUGGCCAUACAUAUUUGUUUUAAAUUUCCAGUAUGAGAUUCAGCCUGAUGUUUCAGAGACAGAGGUGUGGCCGUUGACAGAACAGAAACUCUUGGCACAGCGAGCACGGAGCAGUUUGCAUGCUGUCUGAUCGCAGUACCCCAUGCAUGGCUUCAGUCAGGGCGUGGGCGCCUUCCCUAGUGAAGAACCAACAUUGCCUGCAGCAAAGCCAAAGGAAACCACGUCUUGUCUCCUGGAGAGUCUGUUGGAAAAGGUCUAACGCCAGAAGCUGCAAAAGAUCUUGGUCUUCCUGAAGGGAUUGCAGUAGCAGCAUCUCUCAUUGAUGCGCAUGCUGGAGGACUAGGAGUAAUUGGAGCAGAUGUGAAAGGACAUAACCUGCCAUGUGAAAACCAGCCAAUUACAUCACGAGUUGCUAUGAUCUGUGGAACAUCUUCAUGCCACAUGGGGGUCAGUGAAACACCCAUUUUUGUGCCUGGUGUUUGGGGACCUUAUUUCUCUGCUAUGGUACCUGGAUUGUGGUUGAAUGAAGGAGGUCAGAGUGCUACAGGAAAACUGAUAGAGCAUGUGGUCCGAGGCCAUGUUGCCUUCCUGGAAUUACAAUCAAAAGCCGCAGCCAGAGCUCAAAGUAUAUAUACAUACUUGAACAGUCACCUGGAUCUGAUUAAGAAAUCCUUGCCUGUGGGUUUCCUCACUGUUGAUUUACAUGUUUGGCCAGAUUUCCAUGGUAACAGAUCUCCCUUAACAGAUCUGACACUAAAGGGCAUGGUUGUUGGACUAACAUUGUCUCGGGGUCUGGAUGAACUUGCCCUUAUCUACUUGGCCACGAUUCAAGCCAUUGCUUUAGGAACAAGACACAUUUUGGAAACUAUGCAGGCUGCAGGGCAUCAUCUCAACACCCUAUUUCUCUGUGGUGGGCUGAGCAAGAACCCUCUCUUCGUGCAGAUGCACGCUGACAUUACUGGCAAGCCUGUUGUCCUGUCCAAAGAAGUGGAGUCUGUUUUGGUGGGUGCUGCUAUUCUUGGAGCUUGUGCUUCUGGGGAUUUUGCAUCUAUACAGGAGGCCAUGGCGAAAAUGGGAAAAAUCGGGCGAGUCGUGCAGCCUAACCAUGAGCACAAAAGGUUUUAUGACAAGAAAUACGAAGUAUUUCUGAAACUUGUGGAACACCAGAGAGAGUAUCGCGCCAUCAUGAAAGGCUUCUAGUCCAGAACCAUAUAAUCUGGGAACAGCAGGGAUACAAUUUCAGGGUAAUUUCUUUUCACUGUACUGUCCAUGGUAAAAACGUGUUUUUGUCAUCUAAAUUGUAUAUUUUCAUUAUUAAUGAAAAAUAAAAUGCAUACACUGUGAA